Messenger RNA from Vicia faba (fava bean), 2958 nucleotides. NCBI's taxonomy places the organism in Eukaryota, Viridiplantae, Streptophyta, Magnoliopsida, Fabales, Fabaceae. The record is from the annotation of a GenBank genome assembly.
AUGAAAAAAGGAAAAUCCAAAAACAACGGUUUAUUACCCAGUUCCUUUAGAAUCAUCUCUUCAUGCCUUAAAACUGUUUCCACCAAUGCCUGCACCGUCGCCUCCACCGUCCGCUCCGCCGGCGCUUCCGUCGCUAAUUCUAUCACCUCCCCUUCCGAUGAUCACAAGGAUCAGGUUACUUGGGCUGGUUUUGAUAAACUAGAGCUUGAUCAGAACCAUUGUAAGCGUGUUCUUUUACUUGGUUAUCUUAAUGGAUUUCAAGUUCUUGAUGUGGAGGAGGCUUCUGGAUUUAGUGAGGUGGUUUCCAAGCGGGAUGGACCGGUUUCGUUUUUGCAGAUGCAGCCUUUUCCUGUUGGUGUAAGCUCUGAUGGUCGUGAGGGUUUCGGAAAAUCGCAUCCUUUGCUGCUGGUUGUUGCUGGUGAUGGGGAGGAUGGAUGUAUUGGACAAAAUGGUGGUGGUGUUGGUGGUUUGGGAAGAGAGGCUGGUAAGGUGGAGAGUCAAUCUGGGAAUGGUGUUAAAUCUGCUACGGCUGUUCGGUUUUAUUCGUUGAAGUCUCACUCUUAUGUUCAUGUUCUGAGGUUUCGUUCGGUUGUGUGUAUGAUCAGGUGUUGUUCGAAGAUUGUAGCUGUUGGUCUUGCCGCACAAAUAUACUGCUUUGAUGCAUUGACUCUUGAGAACAAGUUCAGUGUUCUUACUUAUCCUGUUCCUCAGUUAUCGGGGCAAGGAACAAUAGGAGUGAAUGUGGGUUAUGGUCCAAUGGCGGUGGGUUCUAGGUGGUUAGCAUAUCCUUCCAACAACCCGCUGCCCUCAAAUGUUGGAUGCAUAAGCCCACAAAACUUGAGUCCUUCUCCAAGAGUUAGUCCAUCUACAUCUCCAAGCAAUGGUAGUGUGGUGGCUCAUUAUGCAAUGGAGUCCAGUAAACAUUUGGCUGCUGGAAUAUUCAAAUACUGUCAAGACUUGCUUCCUGAUGGUUCUAGUUCUUCAAUACAAUCAAUUUCAGGAUGGAAAGUUGGUAGGGUUACAGGAAGCGAUAUGGACAAUGCAGGAAUGGUAAUUGUUAAAGAUUUUGUUUCCAGAGCUAUCAUCUCCCAAUUUAAGGCUCACUCUAGUCCUAUAUCUGCGCUAUGUUUUGACCCUAGUGGGACACUUCUGGUCACGGCAUCUGUCUAUGGAAAUUCUAUUAAUAUCUUCCGGAUAAUGCCAUCUUGUGCACGCAAGGGCUCAGGGGUUCCAAGCUGUGACCGGAGCUCUACUCAUGUGCAUCUUUAUAGACUUCAUCGAGGAAUUACACCAGCUACGAUCCAGGACAUUUGUUUUAGUCAUUUUAGCCAGUGGGUUGCAAUUGUCUCUUCAAAAGGGACUUGCCAUCUUUUUAUUUUGUCACCUUUUGGAGGUGACACUGGUUUCCAAAUUAUCAAUUCUAUGGGGGAAGAAGCCUCCUUACUUCCUGUUUUGUCUCUUCCUUGGUGGUCUACUUCAUCUAUCAUUUCUCAUCAGCAAUCUUUGCCUCCCCCAGCACCUGUUGUCCUUUCUGUUGUUAGCCGAAUAAAGUAUAGCAGUUUUGGAUGGCUUAAUAACAUUCACAGUUCUAAUGCAAAUGUUGCAGGAAAAGUUUUUGUUCCAUCUGGUGCUAUUGCUGUGAUAUUUCAUAAUUCCAUGUCUCAUUCGCAGCUGCUUGAUAAGUCAAAAAUGAAAUCCUUAGAGCAGCUGUUGGUAUAUACACCAUCAGGUCAUAUAGUUCAACACGAGCUUCUUCCAUCUGUUGGUCCAGAGCCAAAUGAAAGUGGUUCGAGAACCCAGUCAGCUUCAGCCCCGCACAUGCAGGAGGAUGAGUUCAGAGUGAAAGUUGAGCCUAUUCAAUGGUGGGACGUAUGCAGAAGGUCGGAGUGGCCAGAAAAAGGGGAACCUUGCAGCAAUACCUGUGAUAGACAAGAUGGUAUCAAUAGAGUUCAAGAAAUGAUGUAUUCUGGUGAUGGCUAUGGGUUUAAUUUUUUUAAUAUAAGUGAUGGUGUUGGGCAAAAGACGGUAAAACCCUCUACAGGUAAGCCCCAUGAGAGAUCUCACUGGUAUAUAUCUAAUGCUGAGGUGCAAGUAAAUUUUGGAAGGAUUCCAAUAUGGCAAAAUUCUAAGAUUUGCUUCUACACACUGAAUUCUGGAAGAACUGUUUUCAAUGCUGGUGGUGAGUCUGAAAUUGAAAAGAUCUCCGCCAACGAAAUUGAAAUAAGACGGAAGGAGUUGUUGCCUGUCUUUGACCAUUUUCAGGGCAUCAGACCGAGCUGGAAUGAGAGAAGCCUUCCAGAAGGAAAAUUUUUGGGCUCUGCAUCUCCUGUUCUCCAUGUGGCUGAAGACAAGCAAACUGCCGACAUGACCGUUUUUUGUCACUCAAAACCAGCAUCACUGAGCUCCACCGAAAGCUCUGAUGGAGGUUCAUCAAGAAGGACUGAAAAUUUGAUUGACCUGGAUCAAGUUUCUUCUUGUUGCCAAAUGCUUGGUGAGAUCUACCCAGAAAGAGUGGAGGCAAUCAAUGCUGUUGAGCCUUCUCAGCAAAACAAGAUUGUGCUAGAAAAUUUGUGUUCAUCUGGAAACUUGAAGCAAGUGGAUUCUCCAUAUGACCAUCGUCUCAAUGGCAGUCGAUUACUGCAAGGGAAUAAGAUAAACUCAGAUGAAAGGGAUAGUGUAGAAGCUGUUGGGACUAGCGACAGCUCAGCAUUGUUUCUGAAACAUGAUUUAGAUAAGAACAAUUUUCUGGAAGUGUCCUCCGAAAUGCAAAAUGCAUGUGUCGAGCAUUCUUUCCCAGAUGGCCACUGCAAGACAGUUGCGCAUGAUGGAAGCAACGUGUUAACUGAAGAAGUAACUGAUGAUGUUGACAGCAGCAGCAGCAGCAGCCAUGAAAGAGAGCAACCAGAAGAUGACGAAGAUGGUGAAACAUUUGGGGGCCUUUUUGGCUUUUCGGACUAA